Molecule: messenger RNA, 1379 nt
Organism: Sclerotinia trifoliorum
Lineage: Eukaryota; Fungi; Ascomycota; Leotiomycetes; Helotiales; Sclerotiniaceae
Source: the annotation of a GenBank genome assembly
AUGACCUCACUGGGCCCCGCCUCUUCCUCCAGCUCCUCCUCCCAAAUCCCAGAAUCUCCAGCUCACCAGCAAGCACGCACCUACCUACACAGUCUCCUAUCCAAAACCCUUCUCAUCCAUACAACCGACAAUCGCAUGUUUCGGGGGUCAUUUAAGUGUACCGAUUCUGUUUGUUAACCUAUUCCAUUUGUCCUUCUCAACUCGACUCCUAUUCCUUUUUCCUGCUUGCCCAUUUCCUAUACUUCUUUGAGUGUGCGGGAUAGUUUGUGCAGUAUGGCAUAUCUAUUAUUCCUUUUAUAGUAUUCUCCCAUCGUAUUUUCCGAACCUCUCCUAAUACAAUCAACAUAAUAGGACCUCAACAUAAUCCUCUCGGAAACCUACGAAUAUCGCAUUCCACCUUCUCCUUCAACCUUAAUCUCACAACCUCCCUCAUCGACCUCCGCCCAACCUGCCUCCUCCACAUCUUCCGUAAACCCCUCCACAUCAACCUCUCAAAACCCACCCUCCGCACCAAUCCUAAACAUAACACCCCGCUGGCUAGGACUCGUCGUUGUACCUGGAAAACACAUCGUACGGAUUGAGCUUGAAGAAUUCGAGAGUCAAGUGCGAGGACGGAAAACUACAACCGCAACCACCACUUCAGAUUCAUUAGCUAAGGUUAAUGCCCUAGCGCAAGACUUAUUGAUCAAAGGAAAAGAAAAGGAAAUUUCGAUUUGAGAAGAGGCAUUUUAAGAGUAGCAUCCAUGAACGGAUAUAUGAAUCUAUGAAUCAAUAAACAAGAUCAAGCGCAAGGAUGAUUUCACCCCAUCCCAUCCAGUAUCAAUCAAGCCAUACAAAACCAUCAGAUCAUAUAAACAAACACAUCCAACCAUCACGACUACAAACCACCUACAAAUCAAGCACAACAUAACCAGAAUAUUUGCCACCUGAUCGCUAUAUGAUUGAUAAAAAAGCGACAUUAGAAUAAGGAAAAGCGGAGAGGAAGGAGACGGUAGUGGAUAUGAACAAGCAUAUGGAAGCGAGGCUAGGAAAGAAUAUGGGAAAGAAACUCUGAGUGAAGGUAGGAUUAAAAUACCUGCCCAAAGAUCCUGGAUACAUUGAAGAUCAAUAAAAGAGGGAUGAGUAUUGUGCAGUCAGUUAUCAAGAGGUGAAAUGAAAACAAUGCUCAUAAUCCUGAAUUUUAAAUCUCCAUUAUCCAAAGACUUGGGAUUCAAGGAAUGGCCCGCAGGAAGUGUUGAAAGGCUACUUUUAAUUAUCCAGGUGGAGAUGAUACGGAGUAUUCCAUAUUUAUUCAUCCUUAUGUUUAAUGCAUUUAAACAGAUACCUCCAGAAAGACUAUACAAAACACAGAGGACAAAUCACACAAACAUGAAUCAAAA